GAAGAUCCCUCGGGAUCUCACUGAGGCUUCGUUCUCCGGUGCGAGUCUCUCGAUCGUAGCCGCGACGACCAUGAUCUUCCUCUUUGUCGCGGAGCUUAACAGCUUUCUUAAAGUCUCCACCACGACGCAAGUCAUCGUCGAUCAGAGCCAAAACGGCGAGCUGCUUCGGAUAAACUUCAACUUCAGUUUCCCAGCGCUGUCGUGUGAGUUCGCGUCAGUCGACGUCACCGACGUGCUCGGAACUGCGCGAUACAACCUGAGCAAGACUGUCCGCAAGUAUCCCAUCGACGCGGCGGGCAACUGGGUGGGGCCGGAGCACCACCCGGACCCGCUGCCCGUGCCGGAGAAGCACGGGGAGGACAGCAACGAGACGACGGAGGAGGUGCACCAGAAGAUGGCGGAGGACGGGCAUGAGUAUGUGGGCUCACUCGUGCUCAACAAGGACAACUUCGAACACUUUGCUCACGAGUACCAGAUCCUCGUGGUCAACUUCUUCGCCCCCUGGUGCCCCUGGUGCCAGAGACUGGAGCCUGCAUGGGAGAAGGCUGCCACUGUCCUCAAUCGCAAGUACCAUCCCGAUUACGAUGGUCGCAUUCGCUUCGCCAAGAUCGACUGCACCAUCUACCAGGACGUGUGCCGAGACAAUCACAUUCAGGGCUUCCCGUCCAUCCGGAUCUACCGCAAGGGCAUGGACAUGCGCAUGCAUGGAGAGCACGGGGAGCAUGACCACGAGUCGUACUAUGGCGAGCGAGAUGCCGAGUCACUUGUUGCGUUCGCGGAGUCACUGGUGCCAUCGGCCACGGUGGGGCGUCCCACAGCAGCGGAGGACAGCCACCAGCACGUCAAGCGCCGCGCUCCUGCCUCUGGCGGGUGCAACAUCGAGGGCUUUGUGCUCGUCAAGAAGGUGCCGGGGAAUCUGAUGAUAACGGCUCACUCCACGGCGCACUCGUUUGACGCCGCAACGAUGAACAUGACGCACUCCAUUCACCGCUUCUCCUUCGGCCGCCAGCUCACCCGCCGCAAGCAGGAGCUGGUGGCGCGGCUGCGUCCUUAUGUACCCGCCCCUGUGGGGCGGCUGGAAGGGCAUUCCUUCCACUCCAACCAUGACAACGUGACUCACGAGCACUUUAUGCAGAUAGUGUUGACGGAGGUGCAUCCCUUGGGAGUAUCCCGCAAGGAAAGCUCGCUGCACUCAUAUGACUACACCGCGCACAGCCACACGCUGCAGGCGCCCUCCGUGCCCGUCUCGCGCUUCCACUAUGAGCUCUCGCCCAUGCAGGUUCUCAUUGUGGAGACAAGGCGUCCUUUCUUCCACUUCAUCACGAACCUCUGUGCUAUCAUUGGUGGUGUCUUCACGGUUGCUGGCAUAAUUGAUGGAAUGUUCCACAAUGCACUUAGCAUGUUAAAGAAGGUGGAGCUUGUGAACGUUCAGUCCCUCCUCUUCGACCUCUCCCUGAUCGUCGUAACCGCUCCUGAUUUUAUUGCAGACGCAACCUCAAUACCCUUGUUGUUGGUUAGUCGCCGCGAUAUGGCCGCCUUAGGGGUGUCAGGCGCCGUCAGGACGCCUGUCGCGUCGCCUGCCGCGUCGCUCCGUUCCGACUCGCGUGCAUCGGCUGGCCGCGUGGGGUUCUCUCAGGGGUCGCUGCUCCAGGGUCAGAGGCUUGCGAUUUUGCAGCGGAGCUGCGAAGGUCGCGAGCGUGUCGCGAGAGGUGUCGCACGCGCUGCGAUGAGGGACGUCCCGAAGCAGUUUCAGGAGAGGCACUUGAAGGAAGGAUUGAUGGAGAAUUUUCGCAACGUGCCGGCGUCGCUGUAUGGCUUGAACUCCACGCAGAUGAGCAUGCUCAUGACGGAGGACAGCCCUGUAUCGCGGAUAUCGCAAUCCGUUACCGAGGCGAGCAUCUCGUCCGCGGCGCACUACCGCAACGGCACGGGCAUGUGGUCGCUGCCGGGCCUAGAGAACUCCGCGGCGCGGCUGAGCAUGAGCGUCAGCAUGUACCGCGGGCUGGGCGGCAACGGCCGCCCCAAGACCGCGCCGCCCGACCUGCCGUCGCUGCUGCUGGACGCGCGCAUCUGCUACCUGGGCAUGCCCAUCGUCCCAGCCGUCACAGAGCUGAUAGUGGCGGAGCUGCUGUGGCUGGACUACGACAACCCAUCCAAACCCAUCUACUUCUACAUCAACUCCUCCGGCACGCAGAACGACAAGCGCGAGAGCGUGGGGUUUGAAACCGAGGCGUAUGCCAUUGCCGAUACCAUGAACUACAUCAAGUCCAAGGUCUACACGGUGAACUGCGGGCAGGCGUUCGGACAGGCUGCCAUGCUGCUGGCGAUUGGGGACAAGGGCCACCGCGCCGUGCAGCCCAACGCCGUCACCAAGCUCUAUGCACCCAGAGCCAGCCAAUCAAGCGGAGCCGCCAUUGACAUGUGGAUCAAGGCCAAGGAGCUUGACGCCAACACGGAUUACUACAUUGAGCUGUUGGCACGCGGCACGGGCAAGUCGAGGGAUGAGCUGUAUCAUGAUAUCAUGCGCCCCAAGUACCUGCGCGGCCAGGAGGCCAUAGACUAUGGCGUGUGCGAUAAGAUCAUCAAGUCGCGCGGCGUGCAGAUGGAGAAGAAGAACUACGAUGAGAUGAUGAUGCAGGCCAAGGCCUCGCGCACGAGGGGUGGCCGUCCCCAGACUGCUGCUCCUGCUGGCGGUGGGGGCGCUCCUCGCUAG
This is a messenger RNA of Closterium sp. Naga37s-1, 2713 nucleotides long. The record is from the annotation of a GenBank genome assembly. NCBI's taxonomy places the organism in Eukaryota, Viridiplantae, Streptophyta, Zygnematophyceae, Desmidiales, Closteriaceae.